UCAGAGGCAGGUUGUUCGGUAGUUUCUACCGGACUUCCAGAAGAUGGGCACAGGUGGUGGGACGCGAAUACCACUAUGGAUAUCAAUACUGGCUCUUGCUUCCGUACAGAUCAAAGCCCAGGAUGAUGAACAACAAACCAAAUCAAACUAUGUUUCUCCAUCCAUCCUGCAGCAACCAAAAUAUUUUCCACCAGCUUCGAAAUCCCAAGAAGUGACAAUCAUUCCACCUUUUCAAAACACACUGAAAGUAAAGGCUGGCAACCCCUCUCACAAUGGCCGUGUGUGCAGCACAUGGGGUAACUUCCACUUCAAGACCUUUGACGGGGACAUCUUUUACUUCCCUGGGGUCUGCAAUUACAUCUUUGCAUCCAACUGCAAAUCUCCCUAUGAGGACUUCAACAUCCAGAUUAGACGUACAAUGGUGAAAAAUGCUACCAUGAUCACUCACGUCAUCAUGAAGCUGGAAGGAGCAGUGAUUGAACUGACCCGCGGCUCUGUCCUGCUUGAUGGCAAAUCGGUUCAGAUGCCCUACAGCCACAUGGGAGUGUCAAUAGAGAGAAGCAACAGUUAUAUGAAAGUUUCUGCCAAAUUAGGACUGACUUUCCUUUGGAAUGAAGAGGAUGCCCUCCUGGUGGAACUAGAUAAGAAAUAUGCCAAUCAAACUUGUGGACUUUGUGGGGACUUCAAUGGAAGUCCAAUUAACAAUGAAUUUAUUUCAGAGAAGACAAAACUGACACCCAUACAGUUUGGGAACAGGCAGAAGAUGGAUGGACCCACAGAGCAGUGUGCUGAUCCUAUUCUUCCUGCUGUUGUAGUGAACUGCUCAUCCGAAUUUGCUUCUAUUUGUGAGACAGUAUUAACCAGUAAAGCAUUCACAAGUUGUAAUGCACUUGUGAAUGUUCAGGACUACAUUGAAACUUGCAUACAAGACCUAUGCCACUGUGAUAGCUCUAUGGCUGACUUCUGCAUGUGCAACACCUUUGCUGAAUACUCCCGGCAGUGUGCUCAUGCAGGUGGACAGCCUCUGAACUGGAGAACCUCAGAACUGUGUCCCAAAUUGUGUCCUUUUAACAUGCAAUACCAUGAGUGUGGCUCCCCCUGCUCUGACACGUGUAGCAACCCAGAACGAUCUGCACUUUGUGAAGAUCAUUGUACAGAUGGCUGUGUCUGCCCUCCAGGAACGGUAUUUGAUGACAUUAAUGGUGAUGGCUGCAUUCCCCGUAAAGAGUGCCACUGUACCUAUGAAGGUGAAACUUAUGCUCCUGGUGCCUCCUUCUCAUCUAAAUGCAGAUCAUGUACCUGUGCUGGAGGUGAAUGGUCUUGCGUUACCCAGUCAUGCCCUGGGACUUGCAGUAUUGAAGGAGGCUCCCACAUUUCAACAUUUGAUGAGAAAUAUUAUUCUUUCUUUGGAGACUGUAGCUAUGUCCUAACCAAGCUCUGUGACAGCAAUGAAUUCACUGUUCUGGGAGAUAUCCACAAGUGUGGUCUGACUGACACUGAGACAUGCCUCAAGGGUAUAGCUGUCAGCCUAAGUGGAGGACAAACUAACAUUGUGAUCCAGCCUUCUGGCAGUGUAUUUGUGAAUAUGAUCUACACACAGCUGCCAUUUUCUGCAGCAAAUGUCACCAUCUUCAGAUCAUCAUCUUUCUUCAUCAUUCUGCAAACAACCUUUGGUCUUCAGCUACAGGUUCAGCUCGUGCCUCUCAUGCAACUUUUUAUAGACUUAGACCCAUCACAUAAAGGGCAGACCUGUGGUCUCUGUGGAAACUUCAAUGACAUGCAGACAGAUGAUUUCAAAACCACCAGUGGUGUAAUAGAGGGCACUUCAGCUGCCUUUGGCAAUACUUGGAAAACUAGGGCUGAUUGUCCUAAUGCCAAAAACACAUUUGAGAAUCCCUGCACUGUCAGCAUACAAAAUGACCAGUACGCUCAGCACUGGUGUGGACUGCUCUCUGAUACCACGGGACCUUUUGCUGAAUGUCACUCAACAGUGAAUCCAGAAGUUUACCAGAAGAACUGCAUGUUUGACACCUGUAACUGUGAGAAGAGUGAGGACUGCAUGUGUGCUGCCCUUUCCAGCUAUGUCAGGGCCUGUGCCGCUAAAGGAGUUCUCCUAACUGGAUGGAGGAGCAAAGCCUGCACAAAAUACACUACCUUGUGUCCGAAAUCCUUGAAGUACACUUACAAUGUCGAUUCCUGUCAACCCACCUGUCGGUCUCUGAGCGAGCCUGAUGUCACAUGCAGCAUUAAGUUUGUCCCAGUUGAUGGCUGCACCUGCAUAAAUGGAACCUACAUGGAUGAAAGUGGCAAAUGUGUGCCUGCUUCUAGCUGUCCUUGUUACUACAAAGGAAUGCCUCUGUCUUCUGGAGAAGUUAUUCAUGAUAAUGGUGUUGUCUGCACUUGCACCUAUGGAAAGCUGAGCUGCAUUGGAGAGAAACCUGAACCAGUCUGCGUACCUCCCAUGGUCUAUAUUGACUGUGGCAAUGCCACUGCAGAUGUGGUAGGAGCGGGAUGCCAGAAGAGCUGUCAGACUCUAGAUAUGGAAUGUUACAGAACCCACUGUGUCUCUGGCUGUGUAUGUCCUCAUAACCAAGUGUUAGAUGGCAAAGGUGGCUGUAUAGCUCCAGAAUACUGUCCGUGCAUUCACAAUGGGAAUUCCUACAGUCCAGGAGAAUCAAUCAGAGUUGGCUGUAACAACUGCACAUGUAGAAACAGAAAAUGGCACUGCUCUGAGGAACCUUGCCUGGAAACCUGUUCUGUUUAUGGAGAUGGGCAUUACACCACCUUUGAUGGCAAACGCUUUGAUUUUGAAGGAGACUGUGAAUAUGUUCUGGUCCAGAACUACUGUGGUCAACAUGGUAUGAAUCAGGGAACCUUCAGAGUCAUCACUGAGAACAUUCCAUGUGGCACUACAGGAACCACCUGCUCUAAGUCUAUUAAAGUUUUCCUGGGGAACUAUGAGCUGGUACUCAGUGAUGGACACUCUGAUGUCAUCCAGAGGACACCUGGAGGAAAAAUGCCAUUCCAAAUCCGUUCCAUGGGCAUCUACCUGGUGGUUGACACUACUGUUGGCCUGAUACUCAUGUGGGACAAGAAAACCAGUAUAUUCAUCAAACUUAGUCCCAGCUUUCAGGAACAUGUCUGUGGACUUUGUGGAAACUAUGAUGGCAAUGGAAAUAAUGACUUCACUACUCGCAGUCAGUCGGUGGUAGGAAAUGUGCUGGAGUUUGCCAAUAGCUGGAAAGUGUCUUCUAGUUGCCCAAAUGCCAAUCGUACCAAGGAUCCAUGCACUGUGAACCCAUACAGGAAAGCCUGGGCACAGAAGCAAUGCAGUAUCAUUACCAGUGAAGUGUUUGCAAAGUGUCACUCCCAGGUUGAACCAAAUGAAUACUAUCAAGCAUGUGUGGAUGAUGCUUGUGCCUGCGACACUGGAGGAGACUGUGAAUGUUUCUGUACAGCAGUAGCCGCCUAUGCUCAAGCGUGCAAUGAGAUGGACAUCUGCAUUUCAUGGAGAACCCCAUCCAUUUGUCCUCUGUUCUGUGAUUACUACAAUCCACAAGGGGAAUGUGAGUGGCACUACAAGCCAUGUGGAGCCCCUUGUAUGAAGACCUGCAAUAAUCCAAGCGGGAACUGCCUUCAUGAGUUGAGAGGUUUGGAAGGCUGCUAUCCACACUGUCCAAAGAAUAAGUCCUAUUUUGAUGAAGAAACCAUGACUUGUGUUUCUAAUUGUGGUUGUUAUGAAAAUGGAAAAAAUUACAAACCAGGAAUGCAGAUGCCCUCACAGCAGAAUUGUCAAUCAUGUGAAUGCACAAAUCAUGGCAAAAUAUGCAAAUAUGAUGAAUAUGAAUGUGUCUGCAUUUAUGAGGGACAGAAAUACAACUAUAAAGAUGUGAUCUACAAUACUACAGAUGGUACAGGAGGAUGUAUUGUUGCAACCUGCGGUCCCAAUGGAACACUUCAAAGGGUUGUCUAUGAAUGUCCAAUCUCAACAUCACCCACAACAGCAACAACGUUUCACUUCAGCACUAUGCCACCUGCCACUACUUCCACAGUGUCACCGACUACAUCAGUAUGUGUUCAUGAAGUCUGUGAGUGGUCAGAAUGGUAUGAUGGGAGUCUGCCAACCCCUGGCUACGAUGGUGGAGAUUUUGAAACCUUUGAUGAUUUGAGAGCCAAAGGUUAUGAAGUCUGUAAAGCUCCACGGGCUGUUCAAUGCAGAGCAGAGAAAUUCCCUAAUAUACCACUGGAAGACCUUGGCCAAAAAGUAGAAUGCAGUACAACAGCUGGUCUUGUAUGUUACAACAAAGAUCAAAUUUCAACAAUGUGCAACAAUUAUGAAAUCAGAAUCUUAUGCUGUGUUUUUGUACCAUGCUCUUCCACAACACAUUUUAGCACAUCAACACCAAUCACGACUGCUCCUAAAAGCACAGAAACAUCAAGUCCCACUGAAGAAACUACAUCGUUUUCAACCACUGCAACAUCAUCAGUUACUACAACUUCUGCAAGUACACCAUUCACAUCCACUACUGAAAAAACAACAAUCACAACUGAACUGACAACACCUGUCACAACAUCUUCAACAACUCCUGUUUGCAUAAAAGAAGAAUGUUACUGGUCGAUGUGGUAUGAUGUCAGUUAUCCCGGGUCUGGAUACAAUGAUGGAGAUUUUGAUACAAUUCAAAACAUUAAAAAUAAGGGAUACAAAGUCUGUGAUAACAGAAAGGAUGUUGAAUGCAGAGCAGUAAGGUUCCCAAAUACACCAUAUCCACUCCUGGAGCAACACAUAACAUGUAAUACGGAAGAAGGGUUGAAAUGCUACAAUAAAGACCAACUACCACCAAUUUGCUAUAACUAUAAACUAAGAUUUAAAUGCUGUACAGAUAUAAUAGUACCAUGCCAGUCAACUACAGCACCCCACACAACUACAAAAAUAGCAAAAACAACACAGAUUCUUUCAACAAUCCAAAGUACAUCAUCCACAGAAGUACCGACCACACCACACAUACAAACUAAACAUAAGACAACUACAAUGCCGACAGUUCCACCAGAAACAGAAUAUAUUCAUACAAGAACUACAACACGACCAAUGACAACCACUCAAAGUGAAAAAAUGACCACGACAGUCUCAAGGCCAACCAUGACAACAACGACCAUACCCACUCCCACCACGACAUCCCCCACCACCCAGUCCACUACCCGCUGUGAACCCGAAGUCUGCUCCUGGAGCGAAUGGUUUGAUGUCGACUUCCCCUCCUCAGGGCCCAGCCAGGGAGACUUUGAAACCUACCAGCACAUCCGGGCCGCCGGGAAGGAAAUCUGUCAACACCCUAAGGAAAUCGAGUGCCGGGCGGAGGACUUCCCCGAGGUUUCCAUCCAAUACGUCGGACAGGUCGUGCAGUGCGACAUCCACUUUGGACUGGUGUGCAAGAACGAAGACCAGACGGGCAAAUUUAAGAUGUGCCUCAACUACAAGAUCCGCGUCCUCUGCUGCAGCCCUAACUACAACUGCCCAGGGAGCACCACCUUGCCCACCAGCAGCCCCACCACCAUCACCUCCCCCACGUCAACCGGCACCGCCACGACGCCCACCACGGUCACGACCUCCACCUCCACGUCCUACACCCCCACCACGCUGCCCACCUCCUCAGAAACCACAUCGCAAACCUACACUACCACCACCACCACUCUCACGCCAACAACGACCAUACCCACUCCCACCACGACAUCCCCCACCACCCAGUCCACUACCCGCUGUGAACCCGAAGUCUGCUCCUGGAGCGAAUGGUUUGAUGUCGACUUCCCCUCCUCAGGGCCCAGCCAGGGAGACUUUGAAACCUACCAGCACAUCCGGGCCGCCGGGAAGGAAAUCUGUCAACACCCUAAGGAAAUCGAGUGCCGGGCGGAGGACUUCCCCGAGGUUUCCAUCCAAUACGUCGGACAGGUCGUGCAGUGCGACGUCCACUUUGGACUGGUGUGCAAGAACGAAGACCAGACGGGCAAAUUUAAGAUGUGCCUCAACUACAAGAUCCGCGUCCUCUGCUGCAGCCCUAACUACAACUGCCCAGGGAGCACCACCUUGCCCACCAGCAGCCCCACCACCAUCACCUCCCCCACGUCAACCGGCACCGCCACGACGCCCACCACGGUCACGACCUCCACCUCCAUGUCCUACACCCCCACCACGCUGCCCACCUCCUCAGAAACCACAUCGCAAACCUACACUACCACCACCACCACUCUCACGCCAACAACGACCAUACCCACUCCCACCACGACAUCCCCCACCACCCAGUCCACUACCCGCUGUGAACCCGAAGUCUGCUCCUGGAGCGAAUGGUUUGAUGUCGACUUCCCCUCCUCAGGGCCCAGCCAGGGAGACUUUGAAACCUACCAGCACAUCCGGGCCGCCGGGAAGGAAAUCUGUCAACACCCUAAGGAAAUCGAGUGCCGGGCGGAGGACUUCCCCGAGGUUUCCAUCCAAUACGUCGGACAGGUCGUGCAGUGCGACGUCCACUUUGGACUGGUGUGCAAGAACGAAGACCAGACGGGCAAAUUUAAGAUGUGCCUCAACUACAAGAUCCGCGUCCUCUGCUGCAGCCCUAACUACAACUGCCCAGGGAGCACCACCUUGCCCACCAGCAGCCCCACCACCAUCACCUCCCCCACGUCAACUGGCACCGCCACGACGCCCACCACGGUCACGACCUCCACCUCCACGUCCUACACCCCCACCACGCUGCCCACCUCCUCAGAAACCACAUCGCAAACCUACACUACCACCACCACCACUCUCACGCCAACAACGACCAUACCCACUCCCACCACGACAUCCCCCACCACCCAGUCCACUACCCGCUGUGAACCCGAAGUCUGCUCCUGGAGCGAAUGGUUUGAUGUCGACUUCCCCUCCUCAGGGCCCAGCCAGGGAGACUUUGAAACCUACCAGCACAUCCGGGCCGCCGGGAAGGAAAUCUGUCAACACCCUAAGGAAAUCGAGUGCCGGGCGGAGGACUUCCCCGAGGUUUCCAUCCAAUACGUCGGACAGGUCGUGCAGUGCGACGUCCACUUUGGACUGGUGUGCAAGAACGAAGACCAGACGGGCAAAUUUAAGAUGUGCCUCAACUACAAGAUCCGCGUCCUCUGUUGCAGCCCUAACUACAACUGCCCAGGGAGCACCACCUUGCCCACCAGCAGCCCCACCACCAUCACCUCCCCCACGUCAACCGGCACCGCCACGACGCCCACCACGGUCACGACCUCCACCUCCACGUCCUACACCCCCACCACGCUGCCCACCUCCUCAGAAACCACAUCGCAAACCUACACUACCACCACCACCACUCUCACGCCAACAACGACCAUACCCACUCCCACCACGACAUCCCCCACCACCCAGUCCACUACCCGCUGUGAACCCGAAGUCUGCUCCUGGAGCGAAUGGUUUGAUGUCGACUUCCCCUCCUCAGGGCCCAGCCAGGGAGACUUUGAAACCUACCAGCACAUCCGGGCCGCCGGGAAGGAAAUCUGUCAACACCCUAAGGAAAUCGAGUGCCGGGCGGAGGACUUCCCCGAGGUUUCCAUCCAAUACGUCGGACAGGUCGUGCAGUGCGACGUCCACUUUGGACUGGUGUGCAAGAACGAAGACCAGACGGGCAAAUUUAAGAUGUGCCUCAACUACAAGAUCCGCGUCCUCUGCUGCAGCCCUAACUACAACUGCCCAGGGAGCACCACCUUGCCCACCAGCAGCCCCACCACCAUCACCUCCCCCACGUCAACCGGCACCGCCACGACGCCCACCACGGUCACGACCUCCACCUCCACGUCCUACACCCCCACCACGCUGCCCACCUCCUCAGAAACCACAUCGCAAACCUACACUACCACCACCACCACUCUCACGCCAACAACGACCAUACCCACUCCCACCACGACAUCCCCCACCACCCAGUCCACUACCCGCUGUGAACCCGAAGUCUGCUCCUGGAGCGAAUGGUUUGAUGUCGACUUCCCCUCCUCAGGGCCCAGCCAGGGAGACUUUGAAACCUACCAGCACAUCCGGGCCGCCGGGAAGGAAAUCUGUCAACACCCUAAGGAAAUCGAGUGCCGGGCGGAGGACUUCCCCGAGGUUUCCAUCCAAUACGUCGGACAGGUCGUGCAGUGCGACGUCCACUUUGGACUGGUGUGCAAGAACGAAGACCAGACGGGCAAAUUUAAGAUGUGCCUCAACUACAAGAUCCGCGUCCUCUGUUGCAGCCCUAACUACAACUGCCCAGGGAGCACCACCUUGCCCACCAGCAGCCCCACCACCAUCACCUCCCCCACGUCAACCGGCACCGCCACGACGCCCACCACGGUCACGACCUCCACCUCCACGUCCUACACCCCCACCACGCUGCCCACCUCCUCAGAAACCACAUCGCAAACCUACACUACCACCACCACCACUCUCACGCCAACAACGACCAUACCCACUCCCACCACGACAUCCCCCACCACCCAGUCCACUACCCGCUGUGAACCCGAAGUCUGCUCCUGGAGCGAAUGGUUUGAUGUCGACUUCCCCUCCUCAGGGCCCAGCCAGGGAGACUUUGAAACCUACCAGCACAUCCGGGCCGCCGGGAAGGAAAUCUGUCAACACCCUAAGGAAAUCGAGUGCCGGGCGGAGGACUUCCCCGAGGUUUCCAUCCAAUACGUCGGACAGGUCGUGCAGUGCGACGUCCACUUUGGACUGGUGUGCAAGAACGAAGACCAGACGGGCAAAUUUAAGAUGUGCCUCAACUACAAGAUCCGCGUCCUCUGCUGCAGCCCUAACUACAACUGCCCAGGGAGCACCACCUUGCCCACCAGCAGCCCCACCACCAUCACCUCCCCCACGUCAACCGGCACCGCCACGACGCCCACCACGGUCACGACCUCCACCUCCACGUCCUACACCCCCACCACGCUGCCCACCUCCUCAGAAACCACAUCGCAAACCUACACUACCACCACCACCACUCUCACGCCAACAACGACCAUACCCACUCCCACCACGACAUCCCCCACCACCCAGUCCACUACCCGCUGUGAACCCGAAGUCUGCUCCUGGAGCGAAUGGUUUGAUGUCGACUUCCCCUCCUCAGGGCCCAGCCAGGGAGACUUUGAAACCUACCAGCACAUCCGGGCCGCCGGGAAGGAAAUCUGUCAACACCCUAAGGAAAUCGAGUGCCGGGCGGAGGACUUCCCCGAGGUUUCCAUCCAAUACGUCGGACAGGUCGUGCAGUGCGACGUCCACUUUGGACUGGUGUGCAAGAACGAAGACCAGACGGGCAAAUUUAAGAUGUGCCUCAACUACAAGAUCCGCGUCCUCUGCUGCAGCCCUAACUACAACUGCCCAGGGAGCACCACCUUGCCCACCAGCAGCCCCACCACCAUCACCUCCCCCACGUCAACCGGCACCGCCACGACGCCCACCACGGUCACGACCUCCACCUCCACGUCCUACACCCCCACCACGCUGCCCACCUCCUCAGAAACCACAUCGCAAACCUACACUACCACCACCACCACUCUCACGCCAACAACGACCAUACCCACUCCCACCACGACAUCCCCCACCACCCAGUCCACUACCCGCUGUGAACCCGAAGUCUGCUCCUGGAGCGAAUGGUUUGAUGUCGACUUCCCCUCCUCAGGGCCCAGCCAGGGAGACUUUGAAACCUACCAGCACAUCCGGGCCGCCGGGAAGGAAAUCUGUCAACACCCUAAGGAAAUCGAGUGCCGGGCGGAGGACUUCCCCGAGGUUUCCAUCCAAUACGUCGGACAGGUCGUGCAGUGCGACGUCCACUUUGGACUGGUGUGCAAGAACGAAGACCAGACGGGCAAAUUUAAGAUGUGCCUCAACUACAAGAUCCGCGUCCUCUGCUGCAGCCCUAACUACAACUGCCCAGGGAGCACCACCUUGCCCACCAGCAGCCCCACCACCAUCACCUCCCCCACGUCAACCGGCACCGCCACGACGCCCACCACGGUCACGACCUCCACCUCCACGUCCUACACCCCCACCACGCUGCCCACCUCCUCAGAAACCACAUCGCAAACCUACACUACCACCACCACCACUCUCACGCCAACAACGACCAUACCCACUCCCACCACGACAUCCCCCACCACCCAGUCCACUACCCGCUGUGAACCCGAAGUCUGCUCCUGGAGCGAAUGGUUUGAUGUCGACUUCCCCUCCUCAGGGCCCAGCCAGGGAGACUUUGAAACCUACCAGCACAUCCGGGCCGCCGGGAAGGAAAUCUGUCAACACCCUAAGGAAAUCGAGUGCCGGGCGGAGGACUUCCCCGAGGUUUCCAUCCAAUACGUCGGACAGGUCGUGCAGUGCGACGUCCACUUUGGACUGGUGUGCAAGAACGAAGACCAGACGGGCAAAUUUAAGAUGUGCCUCAACUACAAGAUCCGCGUCCUCUGCUGCAGCCCUAACUACAACUGCCCAGGGAGCACCACCUUGCCCACCAGCAGCCCCACCACCAUCACCUCCCCCACGUCAACCGGCACCGCCACGACGCCCACCACGGUCACGACCUCCACCUCCACGUCCUACACCCCCACCACGCUGCCCACCUCCUCAGAAACCACAUCGCAAACCUACACUACCACCACCACCACUCUCACGCCAACAACGACCAUACCCACUCCCACCACGACAUCCCCCACCACCCAGUCCACUACCCGCUGUGAACCCGAAGUCUGCUCCUGGAGCGAAUGGUUUGAUGUCGACUUCCCCUCCUCAGGGCCCAGCCAGGGAGACUUUGAAACCUACCAGCACAUCCGGGCCGCCGGGAAGGAAAUCUGUCAACACCCUAAGGAAAUCGAGUGCCGGGCGGAGGACUUCCCCGAGGUUUCCAUCCAAUACGUCGGACAGGUCGUGCAGUGCGACGUCCACUUUGGACUGGUGUGCAAGAACGAAGACCAGACGGGCAAAUUUAAGAUGUGCCUCAACUACAAGAUCCGCGUCCUCUGCUGCAGCCCUAACUACAACUGCCCAGGGAGCACCACCUCGCCCACCAGCAGCCCCACCACCAUCACCUCCCCCACGUCAACCGGCACCGCCACGACGCCCACCACGGUCACGACCUCCACCUCCACGUCCUACACCCCCACCACGCUGCCCACCUCCUCAGAAACCACAUCGCAAACCUACACUACCACCACCACCACUCUCACGCCAACAACGACCAUACCCACUCCCACCACGACAUCCCCCACCACCCAGUCCACUACCCGCUGUGAACCCGAAGUCUGCUCCUGGAGCGAAUGGUUUGAUGUCGACUUCCCCUCCUCAGGGCCCAGCCAGGGAGACUUUGAAACCUACCAGCACAUCCGGGCCGCCGGGAAGGAAAUCUGUCAACACCCUAAGGAAAUCGAGUGCCGGGCGGAGGACUUCCCCGAGGUUUCCAUCCAAUACGUCGGACAGGUCGUGCAGUGCGACGUCCACUUUGGACUGGUGUGCAAGAACGAAGACCAGACGGGCAAAUUUAAGAUGUGCCUCAACUACAAGAUCCGCGUCCUCUGCUGCAGCCCUAACUACAACUGCCCAGGGAGCACCACCUCGCCCACCAGCAGCCCCACCACCAUCACCUCCCCCACGUCAACCGGCACCGCCACGACGCCCACCACGGUCACGACCUCCACCUCCACGUCCUACACCCCCACCACGCUGCCCACCUCCUCAGAAACCACAUCGCAAACCUACACUACCACCACCACCACUCUCACGCCAACAACGACCAUACCCACUCCCACCACGACAUCCCCCACCACCCAGUCCACUACCCGCUGUGAACCCGAAGUCUGCUCCUGGAGCGAAUGGUUUGAUGUCGACUUCCCCUCCUCAGGGCCCAGCCAGGGAGACUUUGAAACCUACCAGCACAUCCGGGCCGCCGGGAAGGAAAUCUGUCAACACCCUAAGGAAAUCGAGUGCCGGGCGGAGGACUUCCCCGAGGUUUCCAUCCAAUACGUCGGACAGGUCGUGCAGUGCGACGUCCACUUUGGACUGGUGUGCAAGAACGAAGACCAGACGGGCAAAUUUAAGAUGUGCCUCAACUACAAGAUCCGCGUCCUCUGCUGCAGCCCUAACUACAACUGCCCAGGGAGCACCACCUCGCCCACCAGCAGCCCCACCACCAUCACCUCCCCCACGUCAACCGGCACCGCCACGACGCCCACCACGGUCACGACCUCCACCUCCACGUCCUACACCCCCACCACGCUGCCCACCUCCUCAGAAACCACAUCGCAAACCUACACUACCACCACCACCACUCUCACGCCAACAACGACCAUACCCACUCCCACCACGACAUCCCCCACCACCCAGUCCACUACCCGCUGUGAACCCGAAGUCUGCUCCUGGAGCGAAUGGUUUGAUGUCGACUUCCCCUCCUCAGGGCCCAGCCAGGGAGACUUUGAAACCUACCAGCACAUCCGGGCCGCCGGGAAGGAAAUCUGUCAACACCCUAAGGAAAUCGAGUGCCGGGCGGAGGACUUCCCCGAGGUUUCCAUCCAAUACGUCGGACAGGUCGUGCAGUGCGACGUCCACUUUGGACUGGUGUGCAAGAACGAAGACCAGACGGGCAAAUUUAAGAUGUGCCUCAACUACAAGAUCCGCGUCCUCUGCUGCAGCCCUAACUACAACUGCCCAGGGAGCACCACCUUGCCCACCAGCAGCCCCACCACCAUCACCUCCCCCACGUCAACCGGCACCGCCACGACGCCCACCACGGUCACGACCUCCACCUCCACGUCCUACACCCCCACCACGCUGCCCACCUCCUCAGAAACCACAUCGCAAACCUACACUACCACCACCACCACUCUCACGCCAACAACGACCAUACCCACUCCCACCACGACAUCCCCCACCACCCAGUCCACUACCCGCUGUGAACCCGAAGUCUGCUCCUGGAGCGAAUGGUUUGAUGUCGACUUCCCCUCCUCAGGGCCCAGCCAGGGAGACUUUGAAACCUACCAGCACAUCCGGGCCGCCGGGAAGGAAAUCUGUCAACACCCUAAGGAAAUCGAGUGCCGGGCGGAGGACUUCCCCGAGGUUUCCAUCCAAUACGUCGGACAGGUCGUGCAGUGCGACGUCCACUUUGGACUGGUGUGCAAGAACGAAGACCAGACGGGCAAAUUUAAGAUGUGCCUCAACUACAAGAUCCGCGUCCUCUGCUGCAGCCCUAACUACAACUGCCCAGGGAGCACCACCUUGCCCACCAGCAGCCCCACCACCAUCACCUCCCCCACGUCAACCGGCACCGCCACGACGCCCACCACGGUCACGACCUCCACCUCCACGUCCUACACCCCCACCACGCUGCCCACCUCCUCAGAAACCACAUCGCAAACCUACACUACCACCACCACCACUCUCACGCCAACAACGACCAUACCCACUCCCACCACGACAUCCCCCACCACCCAGUCCACUACCCGCUGUGAACCCGAAGUCUGCUCCUGGAGCGAAUGGUUUGAUGUCGACUUCCCCUCCUCAGGGCCCAGCCAGGGAGACUUUGAAACCUACCAGCACAUCCGGGCCGCCGGGAAGGAAAUCUGUCAACACCCUAAGGAAAUCGAGUGCCGGGCGGAGGACUUCCCCGAGGUUUCCAUCCAAUACGUCGGACAGGUCGUGCAGUGCGACGUCCACUUUGGACUGGUGUGCAAGAACGAAGACCAGACGGGCAAAUUUAAGAUGUGCCUCAACUACAAGAUCCGCGUCCUCUGCUGCAGCCCUAACUACAACUGCCCAGGGAGCACCACCUCGCCCACCAGCAGCCCCACCACCAUCACCUCCCCCACGUCAACCGGCACCGCCACGACGCCCACCACGGUCACGACCUCCACCUCCACGUCCUACACCCCCACCACGCUGCCCACCUCCUCAGAAACCACAUCGCAAACCUACACUACCACCACCACCACUCUCACGCCAACAACGACCAUACCCACUCCCACCACGACAUCCCCCACCACCCAGUCCACUACCCGCUGUGAACCCGAAGUCUGCUCCUGGAGCGAAUGGUUUGAUGUCGACUUCCCCUCCUCAGGGCCCAGCCAGGGAGACUUUGAAACCUACCAGCACAUCCGGGCCGCCGGGAAGGAAAUCUGUCAACACCCUAAGGAAAUCGAGUGCCGGGCGGAGGACUUCCCCGAGGUUUCCAUCCAAUACGUCGGACAGGUCGUGCAGUGCGACGUCCACUUUGGACUGGUGUGCAAGAACGAAGACCAGACGGGCAAAUUUAAGAUGUGCCUCAACUACAAGAUCCGCGUCCUCUGCUGCAGCCCUAACUACAACUGCCCAGGGAGCACCACCUCGCCCACCAGCAGCCCCACCACCAUCACCUCCCCCACGUCAACCGGCACCGCCACGACGCCCACCACGGUCACGACCUCCACCUCCACGUCCUACACCCCCACCACGCUGCCCACCUCCUCAGAAACCACAUCGCAAACCUACACUACCACCACCACCACUCUCACGCCAACAACGACCAUACCCACUCCCACCACGACAUCCCCCACCACCCAGUCCACUACCCGCUGUGAACCCGAAGUCUGCUCCUGGAGCGAAUGGUUUGAUGUCGACUUCCCCUCCUCAGGGCCCAGCCAGGGAGACUUUGAAACCUACCAGCACAUCCGGGCCGCCGGGAAGGAAAUCUGUCAACACCCUAAGGAAAUCGAGUGCCGGGCGGAGGACUUCCCCGAGGUUUCCAUCCAAUACGUCGGACAGGUCGUGCAGUGCGACGUCCACUUUGGACUGGUGUGCAAGAACGAAGACCAGACGGGCAAAUUUAAGAUGUGCCUCAACUACAAGAUCCGCGUCCUCUGCUGCAGCCCUAACUACAACUGCCCAGGGAGCACCACCUCGCCCACCAGCAGCCCCACCACCAUCACCUCCCCCACGUCAACCGGCACCGCCACGACGCCCACCACGGUCACGACCUCCACCUCCACGUCCUACACCCCCACCACGCUGCCCACCUCCUCAGAAACCACAUCGCAAACCUACACUACCACCACCACCACUCUCACGCCAACAACGACCAUACCCACUCCCACCACGACAUCCCCCACCACCCAGUCCACUACCCGCUGUGAACCCGAAGUCUGCUCCUGGAGCGAAUGGUUUGAUGUCGACUUCCCCUCCUCAGGGCCCAGCCAGGGAGACUUUGAAACCUACCAGCACAUCCGGGCCGCCGGGAAGGAAAUCUGUCAACACCCUAAGGAAAUCGAGUGCCGGGCGGAGGACUUCCCCGAGGUUUCCAUCCAAUACGUCGGACAGGUCGUGCAGUGCGACGUCCACUUUGGACUGGUGUGCAAGAACGAAGACCAGACGGGCAAAUUUAAGAUGUGCCUCAACUACAAGAUCCGCGUCCUCUGCUGCAGCCCUAACUACAACUGCCCAGGGAGCACCACCUUGCCCACCAGCAGCCCCACCACCAUCACCUCCCCCACGUCAACCGGCACCGCCACGACGCCCACCACGGUCACGACCUCCACCUCCACGUCCUACACCCCCACCACGCUGCCCACCUCCUCAGAAACCACAUCGCAAACCUACACUACCACCACCACCACUCUCACGCCAACAACGACCAUACCCACUCCCACCACGACAUCCCCCACCACCCAGUCCACUACCCGCUGUGAACCCGAAGUCUGCUCCUGGAGCGAAUGGUUUGAUGUCGACUUCCCCUCCUCAGGGCCCAGCCAGGGAGACUUUGAAACCUACCAGCACAUCCGGGCCGCCGGGAAGGAAAUCUGUCAACACCCUAAGGAAAUCGAGUGCCGGGCGGAGGACUUCCCCGAGGUUUCCAUCCAAUACGUCGGACAGGUCGUGCAGUGCGACGUCCACUUUGGACUGGUGUGCAAGAACGAAGACCAGACGGGCAAAUUUAAGAUGUGCCUCAACUACAAGAUCCGCGUCCUCUGCUGCAGCCCUAACUACAACUGCCCAGGGAGCACCACCUUGCCCACCAGCAGCCCCACCACCAUCACCUCCCCCACGUCAACCGGCACCGCCACGACGCCCACCACGGUCACGACCUCCACCUCCACGUCCUACUCCCCCACCACGCUGCCCACCUCCUCAGAAACCACAUCGCAAACCUACACUACCACCACCACCACUCUCACGCCAACAACGACCAUACCCACUCCCACCACGACAUCCCCCACCACCCAGUCCACUACCCGCUGUGAACCCGAAGUCUGCUCCUGGAGCGAAUGGUUUGAUGUCGACUUCCCCUCCUCAGGGCCCAGCCAGGGAGACUUUGAAACCUACCAGCACAUCCGGGCCGCCGGGAAGGAAAUCUGUCAACACCCUAAGGAAAUCGAGUGCCGGGCGGAGGACUUCCCCGAGGUUUCCAUCCAAUACGUUGGACAGGUCGUGCAGUGCGACGUCCACUUUGGACUGGUGUGCAAGAACGAAGACCAGACGGGCAAAUUUAAGAUGUGCCUCAACUACAAGAUCCGCGUCCUCUGCUGCAGCCCUAACUACAACUGCCCAGGGAGCACCACCUUGCCCACCAGCAGCCCCACCACCAUCACCUCCCCCACGUCAACCGGCACCGCCACGACGCCCACCACGGUCACGACCUCCACCUCCACGUCCUACUCCCCCACCACGCUGCCCACCUCCUCAGAAACCACAUCGCAAACCUACACUACCACCACCACCACUCUCACGCCAACAACGACCAUACCCACUCCCACCACGACAUCCCCCACCACCCAGUCCACUACCCGCUGUGAACCCGAAGUCUGCUCCUGGAGCGAAUGGUUUGAUGUCGACUUCCCCUCCUCAGGGCCCAGCCAGGGAGACUUUGAAACCUACCAGCACAUCCGGGCCGCCGGGAAGGAAAUCUGUCAACACCCUAAGGAAAUCGAGUGCCGGGCGGAGGACUUCCCCGAGGUUUCCAUCCAAUACGUCGGACAGGUCGUGCAGUGCGACGUCCACUUUGGACUGGUGUGCAAGAACGAAGACCAGACGGGCAAAUUUAAGAUGUGCCUCAACUACAAGAUCCGCGUCCUCUGCUGCAGCCCUAACUACAACUGCCCAGGGAGCACCACCUUGCCCACCAGCAGCCCCACCACCAUCACCUCCCCCACGUCAACCGGCACCGCCACGACGCCCACCACGGUCACGACCUCCACCUCCACGUCCUACACCCCCACCACGCUGCCCACCUCCUCAGAAACCACAUCGCAAACCUACACUACCACCACCACCACUCUCACGCCAACAACGACCAUACCCACUCCCACCACGACAUCCCCCACCACCCAGUCCACUACCCGCUGUGAACCCGAAGUCUGCUCCUGGAGCGAAUGGUUUGAUGUCGACUUCCCCUCCUCAGGGCCCAGCCAGGGAGACUUUGAAACCUACCAGCACAUCCGGGCCGCCGGGAAGGAAAUCUGUCAACACCCUAAGGAAAUCGAGUGCCGGGCGGAGGACUUCCCCGAGGUUUCCAUCCAAUACGUCGGACAGGUCGUGCAGUGCGACGUCCACUUUGGACUGGUGUGCAAGAACGAAGACCAGACGGGCAAAUUUAAGAUGUGCCUCAACUACAAGAUCCGCGUCCUCUGCUGCAGCCCUAACUACAACUGCCCAGGGAGCACCACCUUGCCCACCAGCAGCCCCACCACCAUCACCUCCCCCACGUCAACCGGCACCGCCACGACGCCCACCACGGUCACGACCUCCACCUCCACGUCCUACACCCCCACCACGCUGCCCACCUCCUCAGAAACCACAUCGCAAACCUACACUACCACCACCACCACUCUCACGCCAACAACGACCAUACCCACUCCCACCACGACAUCCCCCACCACCCAGUCCACUACCCGCUGUGAACCCGAAGUCUGCUCCUGGAGCGAAUGGUUUGAUGUCGACUUCCCCUCCUCAGGGCCCAGCCAGGGAGACUUUGAAACCUACCAGCACAUCCGGGCCGCCGGGAAGGAAAUCUGUCAACACCCUAAGGAUAUUGAGUGCCAGGCAGACUACCCUGAUAUUUCCAUCCAAGACUUCGGACAGGUCGUGCAGUGCGACGUCCACUUUGGACUGGUGUGCAGGAACGAAGACCAGACGGGCAAAUUUAAGAUGUGCCUCAACUACAAGAUCCGCGUCCUCUGCUGCAGCCCUAACUACAACUGCCCAGGGAGCACCACCUUGCCCACCACCAGCCUUACCACCGCUACUACCACCUCUGUACCUUGCUGCACCACCACUUCUUCUACCCCUGUAUCAACACCAUGCUUCUGUAAAAUUGGCGAUUCUAUUUUUUCACCUGGUGAUUUGAUUUACAACCAAAUGGAUAGUGAUGGGUGCAGAUUUUAUGCCAUCUGUAGUCCAACUUGUACGGUUGAACGACACACUGUCGAUUGUAACGUUACUACUCCUCUACCCACUACUUCCCCUGAAUGGUCUACUGUAACAUCAUCAGUUCCUGUGCCUAUCACUUCUGGAAGAGUUCCUUUUCAUGGUUGUGUUUCUGGUACUUACCCUCCGCUACAGCCUGGGCAAAGAUACAAAUUAUCCAACUGUACAGAACUCAUCUGUAAGGGAGACAACAAGGUAGAAGUAGUUCCAACACAUUGCCCACCCGUAAAGGAAAUUACCUGUGCGAACAAAUAUCCACCAAUACUGGUCCCUGAUGAAAACGGCUGCUGUUACCAUUAUGAAUGUCAAUGUGUGUGCAGUGGAUGGGGUGAUCCUCAUUAUAUUACUUUUGAUGGAACCUACUAUACUUUCCUUGAAAAUUGCACUUACGUCCUGGUGAAACAGAUUGUACCUAAAUAUGAUAACUUCCGUGUGUACAUUGACAAUUAUUACUGUGAUGCAAAAGAUGGACUUUCCUGCCCUAAAUCCAUUAUUAUUUUCUACAAAUCUGCAGAAGUGGUGCUGACCCGUAAACUCAUGAAUGGUGUGAUGACCAAUGUGAUGUACUUCAACAAAAAGAUUGUCAAACCAGGCUUCAAAAAAGAUGGCAUUUCUUUCUCCACACUUGGCAUCAACAUGAUUGUUGAAAUACAAGAGAUUGGUGCAACCAUCACCUUCAGUGGGCUGAUUUUCUCUGUGAAACUCCCAUACAGCAAAUUUGGCAACAACACCGAAGGACAGUGCGGAACAUGUACAAAUAAUAAAUUAGAUGAAUGCCGUUUACCAAGUGGUAAGAUCAUUUCUUCCUGUCCCCAAAUGGCUCAUCACUGGAUUGUUGGUAGCAACGAGUCAUGCCAUGGAGUACCAAUACCACCAGUUGUAACCACACCUUCACCAAAGCCUCACUGUGAAACACCUCGUCUCUGCAAGCUUAUUUGGAGCGAGAUUUUUGCAGAAUGCCAUGCUGUGAUACCACCAGAACCAUUUUUCAAAGGCUGUGUUUUUGAUGGAUGUCGCAUAGCCAAUGAAUCCAUGCAGUGUUCCAGUUUGGAGAUAUAUGCUACAGAGUGUGCUGCUAGAGGUGUCUGCAUUGACUGGAGAGGAAAGACCAACAAUACAUGCCCAUACAACUGUCCAGCAACCACGAUAUAUAGCCCAUGUGGGCCCAUUAAUCCUCCUACCUGUGACCCAAGCUUGGUUGAGCUUCCUGGUUAUGGAGUAACUGAAGGAUGUUUCUGUCCUGAAGGAAAGACACUCAUGAGUGAAGACAGCAACAUCUGUGUCUCUGAAUGCUCUUGUAGGGAACCAAAUGGAGCAACCAGACGGCCAGGAGAAAAAUGGACAAAAGAUUGCCAGGAAUGUGUCUGUGACAAAAAUACUCUUAAAGUGCACUGUAGCAAACACAAAUGUUCUCUGACGCAGCAAGUAUUCUGUGGUGAACCAGGUUACAUACCUGUUCAGAUACAGAUACCAGAAGAUCCAUGCUGUACCAGGACUGAGUGCUACUGCAACACUAGCCUCUGCCCUGAGCUCACACCCCAGUGCUUAGAGGGACAAGAAGUAAUCACAGUAAUGCAGCCUGGAAAAUGCUGUCCUACCUUUGAAUGCAGACAUGGCUGUGUAGUCAAUGAAACCUACUAUGCACCUGGAGCUGUCAUUCCAUCAGGUCCCUGUGAAGAAUGCACCUGCUCUGAAUCCUCUUACUCAAGACUUCACCAUGCUACCAUCAAAUGUGAGCCUGUUAUCUGUGACACAUACUGCCCAGUGGGUUAUAAGUAUACAAAGGAACCUGGACAAUGCUGUGGCACAUGCAAGGCAGCGGCUUGUAUAGUGACUGUGGGAGAAAACAUUACACGCGUGCUCCAAGUUGGAGAAUUCUGGAGUGCACCUGGUGAUAACUGUACAAUUCACACAUGUGAAAAAUAUGAUGACCAGUUCAUUCAAGUUGUCUUACAGAAAAGCUGUCCUCCCUUUAACCCCAAUGACUGUGAUCCAGAUGACAUCAAGCUAUCUGACGAUGGCUGCUGUAAAGAGUGCCCAGUAAAAUUGAAGAGUUGUAUGAAGCACAAUACUACUGCUGUCAUCAAAUAUCAUGGAUGUGUAUCUCCUGCACCUGUUGAGAUGACAUACUGUGAAGGCAGCUGUGAUGCUUACUCACGAUAUUCUCUAGAGGCGAACACAAUGGAACAUAAAUGCUCAUGUUGUCAGGAAAUCAAGACCAGCCAGAGAAAGGUGACUCUGACAUGCAGUGAUGGAACCUACCUUGAUCACUCAUACACCUAUGUGGAGAAAUGCAGCUGUGUGAGCACUGAGUGCAUUCCCCAAGCCAGCACCCAACAGACAAUAAACCAGAAAAAGGCCUCUCAGGAACAAGUGAAUGUCUGAAAUUAGAACUAGAGAGGUCAAACAAGGGUUGAACAUAAGACUAAAAAAACCUUUGAAAUAAUACAAAAGUGUCAAAAGCAGCUAAAAUUGUGGAUGAACAGAUGAUAUUUUCCGCAUACAAACUCAAUAUGUCUGUCUAUGUUAUCUCAGUUUUCAUUACCAAUAGAUCUCCCAUUGUUUUUCAUGUCUUUACUUUUACAUCUUGAGAGGUACAGCAUAAGGUCAUUUUGACAUUUUCUGUUUGUUUGUUUAUUUUCUGAGAAGUGCUGUACCAUAAGACUGAGAGCUGGAUUUACACUUGCACAAAGUCUAUUAUGAGAACAACAUUCUUUUCUGGCUUGAAGCUUGCCUGUGGUGGCAUAAUAUAGACACUUGACAAUAUCUAAUAUUUCCAUUGAUGCAGACUGACCUUUUUUAUAACAACUUCAUUCCAGUUCAUUGAGACAAAUGAAAAGCUAAAGUCCAGAAAACAAACAAAUAAAUAAAACCCAAGGAAAACUGUACCUCUCUGUUUCUUUAUUUUUCUUUUUGCAUUAAGGAAAACUUGGUCUGCAGAAAGCCAUACCUUCUCAAAACUAUAAACUUCAAUAUUUUGAACAAUUUAUGAUGGGCAUAUUUCCCUAUAUAUUCUCAUGAGAAAAAGAAAGAAAUCCUAUCAUGAGAAGCUGCUGCACACUACUCUUUGUUUACAUAACAUCAUCAGCAUAGUAACUGUAUGAAAAUAUGGAAUUUUUUUUGUUUGUGGUUAACUGUUUACAGAAGAAGUAUAUAUAUAUAUAUAUAUAUUUUUGCCAACAGGGGCAUAUGAAGGAUUUUUGUAAACAAAAGAUAAUAAUAAUAAUAAUAAUAAUAAUAAUAAUAAUAAUAAAUGUAAAUUCUUUCCUAGGAAACUUUUAAAAGUUGAACCAUUGCUAUUUAUUUUGUUUUUUGAAAAUUGAUUUAUUGGGUCAUUCCUUUCAGAAUUAAUGGCAUCCCAUUUCUUAGUCUUAGUCAUGUUAUCUGGGUGUGGUAUAUUUUCUUCUUCUAUUUUGUUUUGAAAUAUUGUUUUAUUUUUGUUCCAUAUGAAAAAAAGUAAUGAUGAUUAAUAAAUUUUGAGCA
This is a messenger RNA of Grus americana (Whooping crane), 21910 nucleotides long. Its product is annotated as mucin-5AC-like. NCBI's taxonomy places the organism in Eukaryota, Metazoa, Chordata, Aves, Gruiformes, Gruidae. Gene Ontology annotation, molecular function: protein binding. The record is from RefSeq and is a predicted model, not a curated record. Gene Ontology annotation, cellular component: extracellular matrix. The transcript is spliced from 49 exons. Bases 44 to 20812 code for a protein of 6922 amino acids.